AUGGCUUCGUCUCACGGGAGAAGCGACCUGCGGUUCGCAGACUGGAUGGCAAGUUUACCGCAGAGCAUGCACACCAUCCCGCUCACCAACCUGGCGAUUCCCGGCUCCCAUGAUUCCUUCAGUUUCUACAUCGACGAGGCAUCUCCAGUGGGCCCCGAGCAGCCGGAGACGGUGCAGAACUUUGUCUCUGUUUUUGGUACGGUGGCCAAGAAGCUAAUGAGGAAGUGGUUAGCUACACAGACUAUGAACUUCACCAGCCAACUAGAGGCUGGGAUCCGCUUCUUUGACCUGCGCAUCUCCACCAAGCCCCGCGACCCUGACAAUGAGCUGUACUUCGCCCACGGGCUCUUCAGUGCCACGGUCAGAGAAGGUCUAGAGCAGAUCAGUAGUUUCCUGUCAGCUCAUGCCAGAGAGGUCGUGUUCCUGGACUUCAACCACUUCUAUGGUGUGCAGAACCUGCACCACGAAAAACUGGUGGCCAUGUUAAAAGAGGUGUUUGGAGAGAAACUCUGCCCAGUUGUCUUCGCUCAGGAGGUGACUCUGCAGUAUCUAUGGGAGAAGGAGUAUCAGGUGCUGGUCUUCUACCACCACCCCAUGGCCCUGGAGGUGCCCUUCCUGUGGCCAGGCCAGAUGAUGCCCGCUCCCUGGGCCAACACCACUGACCCAGAGAAGCUGGUUCAGUUUCUCCAGGCCUCUGUCACUGACCGCAGGAGGAAGGGGACGUUCUUUGUCUCUCAGGUGGUUCUGACACCGAAGGCCAGCACUGUGAUGAAGGGUGUGGCAAGUGGACUGAGAGAAACAAUCACAGAAAGGGCCUUACCGGGCAUGAUGCAGUGGAUCAGAUCGCAGAGACCCGGGGAGAGCGGCAUCAACAUUAUCACAGCUGACUUUGUGGAGCUCGGAGAGUUCAUCAGUGCUGUCAUCACCCUCAACUACCACCUGGACGAAGAUGACGAUGAUGCCACCUGAGAGCCUGCAGGGGGUGUCAGAGAGUACAGUCACCACCACUGCUGCCAGUGGUCGGGCCUGUGUUCUCACUCUUUUUCUCUUUGGCAUUUAUUUCAGGAGGGGAGCUUGCACUGCUCCUUUCACAUUAUUUAGGGCUAUAGUGAAUUGAGAGAUCAAAUGGAAAAGGGGGUUGAGGGAAAGACAAGUUGGGACACUGGUCCCAGUGUCCCAACUGGUGUUUGGUUUGAGUACUAAGAGGAUGAGAUUUUAUCUGUUUCCUAUUUUUGGGGAUCAAAAUGUUGUUGUUUUUUUUAAGUGAGAUGUUAAUUAAUUUUCUUUACUUCCUGCGCUGUAAAAAUAGCUGCUUUUUCCACUGUUCUAAUGCACUGUUCCUAGGCUUACCACUUCAUCGAGGGUAGAUUCCUCAGAGCAUAUCACCUUUCUGCUAAAUGUAUUGCUACUUCAUUCUUGAUAUUCUAGUGACAGUGACAG
This is a messenger RNA of Xiphias gladius (swordfish), 1440 nucleotides long. It is a transcript of the gene plcxd3, whose product is annotated as phosphatidylinositol-specific phospholipase C, X domain containing 3. Bases 1 to 969 code for a protein of 322 amino acids. Gene Ontology annotation, molecular function: phosphoric diester hydrolase activity. Gene Ontology annotation, biological process: lipid metabolic process. The transcript has 6 exons. Lineage: Eukaryota; Metazoa; Chordata; Actinopteri; Istiophoriformes; Xiphiidae. The record is from RefSeq and is a predicted model, not a curated record. Gene Ontology annotation, cellular component: synapse.